This is a messenger RNA of Thalassophryne amazonica, 3526 nucleotides long. It is a transcript of the gene ttbk2b, whose product is annotated as tau tubulin kinase 2b. Gene Ontology annotation, biological process: signal transduction; peptidyl-serine phosphorylation; cilium assembly. The record is from RefSeq and is a predicted model, not a curated record. The transcript has 16 exons. Gene Ontology annotation, molecular function: protein serine/threonine kinase activity; ATP binding. Lineage: Eukaryota; Metazoa; Chordata; Actinopteri; Batrachoidiformes; Batrachoididae. Gene Ontology annotation, cellular component: cytoplasm; ciliary basal body; nucleus. The coding region runs from base 279 to 3155 and encodes 958 amino acids.
UGAUGCUGCAGUGAGUCGACCAAUUAGCUUUCACCUCUUGUCGGCGCAAGUUAUUUGGCCUGGAAACAGUGUUUGGAUAAUAAACAGUCCAGCGCGUUCGCAGUCCAUUUAAAACCUCUUUUUCGGAGGUGGCGUCGGUAUGGAGACGUUUUGGCUUUUACAAAGUAAGUGGUGCUGCAGCAGCGGUGCAACCAGCCACGAUGAAUCGUGAGGUUGGUGCAGAGUCACACCCCCUACUGUUCAUGUGAUUCAUUACAUGGGUGUAGCUGAGAGCCUUCAUGAUGAGUGGGGCUGGAGAGCACAGCGACAUCCUGUCUGUGGCCGACAUGGUCAGAGACAGAUGGAAAGUGAUGAGGAAGAUAGGUGGUGGGGGGUUUGGUGAGAUCUAUGAGGUUUUGGAUCAGCUAAGCCAAGCCACUGUCGCAUUGAAGGUGGAGUCGUCUCAGCAGCCCAAACAGGUGCUGAAAAUGGAGGUAGCUGUUCUGAAGAAGCUUCAGGGCAAAGAUCAUGUAUGUCGCUUCGUAGGCUGCGGUCGCAACGAACGAUUCAACUAUGUGGUGAUGGAACUACAGGGAAGGAAUCUGGCAGAUUUGCGCAGAACCAUGACCCGUGCCACGUUUUCCAUCUCUACAACUUUGAGACUCGGCAAGCAGAUUUUGGAGGCAAUUGAAAGUAUCCAUUCUGUGGGGUUCUUGCACCGUGACAUUAAACCAUCUAACUUUGCAAUGGGAAGAUUAGCCAGUACGUGCAGAUGCUGCUACAUGCUUGACUUCGGCUUGGCUCGUCAGUUUACCAACGCCAACCAAGAAGUCCGUCCACCUCGUCCUGUUGCAGGCUUUAGAGGAACUGUGCGAUAUGCCUCCAUCAAUGCUCAUAAAAACAAGGAAAUGAGUCGACAUGACGACCUGUGGUCUCUCUUCUACAUGCUGGUAGAAUUCACGGUUGGCCAGCUUCCAUGGCGGAAAAUCAAAGACAAGGAACAAGUGGGAAAUCUAAAAGAGACGUAUGACCAUCGACUCAUGCUUAAGCACCUUCCCUCAGAAUUCAGUAUUUUUCUGGAUCAUAUCUUAACCUUGGACUACUACACUAAGCCCGACUAUCAGCUCCUGACGUUAGUGUUUGAGAACGCGAUGAAGAGCCACGCCGUGCUUGAGAACGACCCUUACGACUGGGAAAAAGGUGAUUCGGAGGACACGCUGGCCGUCACUGCUGCGGCGAACACUGCACAGCAACUCACCCGUCUCACACCAGCUUACUUGGGCAUGGCCAACGCUUCAGUGCUGCCAGGCGAGCUGCAGAAGGAGAACACAGAGGACGUCCUGCAAGGAGAACGACUUAGUGACGCUGACAACUGUCCCCCUAUCCCAACGCCAACCAACCCUGGUGCUGACGAAUGGGAAGAGAUGGACCGCAACCGAAACCAUAAACAUUCCCAGCCACAGAUCAGAAAGGUGGUGAGUGAGGAUGAGCACAGUCAAAAUCAGGGGAAUCAAAGUCCCAACACUGGCUCCAUGCAGAGUUCUCCAAGACAUGUACGAUCAGAGACCAUGUUCCUGGAACGGGCUACACCCUUGCUGCGGAGGAUGAGACACAGUCAGAGCUUAGCGUUUGAGAAGAGGCUCGUACCUGACCCAAAGCCCACCAUCGAACGCUUCCUUGAGACCUAUCUGGGCAAACACCCUGUCCUCUCUCACAUGGGGGAGAAAUCCAUCCCAGAGAGACUCUGUGGGAAACCGCCACCCCCUUGCAAUGAGGAACACUCUGGGAGAGCAGCACCUGGUCCAGAGGAGGGUGUAGCGAACAGCGGCUUCAUGGCUGUAAACCUCAGUCCUGUGCCCCAAGAGGGUGAAUCCCAGGAAUGGGUGAUGCUGGAGUUGGAGCAAGGCAGCGGUUCAGACACAACCAAACCUGCAACUGAACACGAGGAGAAGCCUGGUGUUCACGUGCCUGCUGAGACCGAGAACCACCCUGAGCCACAGGCUGUCCAGUCCCCAGCAACUCCCACUAGUCCUGUCCUGUCACAGAUGGCAGUGCCUGGAACGUGGUUGUUGGGCCACAGGAGACUGCAGGGGAUGCUGGGGCAAAUGCCAUCAGUCAUCAUGGGAAGACCCCAGACUGACCAGUCCUCCAGCUGCACUCUACAAUCCGCUGUGCAGGAAAAGAGUGAUGUGGUAGGACCAGAACUUUCAUCUGGUAAACCUGAAGAAUUUCCUGUGAAUGGAGAGAAGCUGGAUUUAGCCCCAGUGCAAAGCCUAGCUAAAGGCCCCACAACUCAUCUAGCCAAUGACAGAGACCCAGAGAGUGAUUCUGGGCUGCCUGAUCGUUCAUCAGAACCCAAUCAGCAGCCUCAAGUUGACACAGCAGGGGGCGCUAUUGAGAGCACAGUCACAUUCUCCUCGUCCCCACCCCCGGCUUUGCUACAACAAAGGGACUCUCCCUUAUCCCCAAGGUUGAGUCGAAUCCCAAUAAGAGAUACUAGCACCCUCCUGGACUCUCCGAGCAAGGACGUCACCCUGGACAAACGUCAGCGCUGGAGCAGUCCGGUCCCCUUUUCCCCCACUCACUCACCCUCUCCGUCCCUGUCUUGUGACAACCUGCCUUGCGCAUUGCCGAGAGACAGGCUCUCCUCAGAGCGAGGCUCCAGGUCUGACUGUGCGGGAGAAGAUCCUCUCUCUUUGUCAUCCUCAUCAGGUAGUAAGAGUAAGAUCCCACGUCCUGUGAGCGCCGGCCUUGUACCAGAGCAACUGGCUAGAUUUCUGCCAAGACCACCUCCUGGGAAACCACCUCUCCGCUCCUGUGUGGAUAACAGGCGACACCGGUUCAGAGUGCGAGCUAGCAGUACUAGCGAUGCAGACUUCCUGGCCAGUCUGACGCAGCUGAUGCACGAACGCAGCGGGACACUCUUCAGUCCUCCUCCUCGUCCCCGCAGCUCUUCCUCUUCUCUGCAACGCUCGCUAAGCUCCUCCCCCUCUCGCCAGGAGCUCCGCGAAGGCCGGCUACUCCAGGAAGGCAGCCGCUCUUCAUCCAGCUUCUCUGGGUCUCCUCCUCCGCAUCACUCUCACCCACAGGACGGGUCCGGCGGGCAGCUCCAGUGGGGAUCAGGUCGCAGCUUAAGGGGGAGGGCGCUGGUCCACGAAGGCAAAGUGAGUCGGUGACUGAACAAAACAACAGAUCUCAAUGGUGGUGAGAAGCCGUCUCUCAUCCAGUCCUUAAUGGCAUGUGUAAAUAAAUACCGUAUUACUCAAGGGAAUGUACUGUAUGUAAUGUAAAAUGUACGAUAAAUUCUAUUUAUUUAUUUAUUCGUUGGAUGUGACUGAGUACUUGACGGUGUGGCUGAACACCUGCAGAUGAACAAAAAGGUUCGGAAACCUUCAGAUUGCCAACUGUUACCUCCUGUUUCCCCACCUGUAAACACUCCACAUCAGCCCAAUAUGAGACCAAAAAGAAAACACGCCGUUUCAUACCAAAUGUAAAAAUGACACUAUAUGUAGAUAUGUAUCAUUCAGAAAAUAGUAUUAUAGACUGA